Molecule: messenger RNA, 2443 nt
Organism: Labrus bergylta (ballan wrasse)
Lineage: Eukaryota; Metazoa; Chordata; Actinopteri; Labriformes; Labridae
Gene: best1
Product: bestrophin 1
Molecular function (GO): chloride channel activity
Source: RefSeq, a predicted model, not a curated record
AGCAAUGACAAUAACGUACUCUCGCAGGGUUGCUGACGCAGGUCUGGGAACCUUCUUCCACCUGCUUCUGCGGUGGAAGGGUAGCAUCUAUAAACUUCUCUACAGAGAGCUCGUCAUCUUCACUCUUCUGUACUACUUCUUCAGUAUUGUUUAUAGAUUUGUCUUAAAUGAUGUCCAGAGGAGGCUGUUUGAGAAGCUGUCUUUAUACUGUGACCGUUAUGCAGAGCUCAUCCCUGUGUCCUUUGUGCUGGGUUUUUAUGUAACCUUGGUUGUGUCCCGUUGGUGGGGCCAGUUUGAGAACGUCCCCUGGCCAGACCGGUUGGCGGCAUUAGUAGGUGGUCAUGUUCAAGGAGCCGAUGAGCCCUCCAGACUGACCCGGCGAACUCUGAUGCGUUACGCAAAUCUCUCGGGUGUGCUUAUCUACCGCUCUGUCAGCACUGCCGUCUACAAGAGGUUUCCCACCAUGGAGCAUCUGGUGCAGGCAGGUUUGAUGACCUCAGAGGAGUUGAAAAACCUAGAGGACUUGCCUUCUCCCCACAACAAGUUCUGGGUUCCCUGCAUGUGGUUUGUCAGUUUGGCUCUGAGGGCUAGGACCGAGGGCCGCAUCAACAAUGACGUGGCACUCACUGCCAUUCUCACUGAGUUGAAUAGUUUGCGGGCAAAGUGUAUGAAGCUGUACGGCUAUGACUGGAUCAGCCUGCCUCUUGUCUACACUCAGGUGGUGACAGUGGCAGUCUACAGCUUCUUCCUGGCUUGUCUGAUUGGUCGCCAGUUCUUGGAUCCAGCUCAGGGAUACCCUGGUCAUGAUGUGGACUUCUACCUGCCUGUUUUCACCCUGUUGCAGUUCUUCUUUUAUGUUGGCUGGCUGAAGGUGGCUGAGCAGCUCAUAAAUCCUUUUGGUGAAGAUGAUGAUGACUUUGAAACCAACUGGCUUGUUGAUCGCAAUCUACAGGUGUCCUUGUUGUCUGUGGAUGACAUGUAUGACAGUCUUCCGCUGGUGGAGAGGGAUAUGUACUGGAAUGAAUCUGAACCUCAGCCGCCAUACACAGCUGCCAGCGCUGAACAUCGCAAACCCUCCUUUAUGGGCUCAGCCCUGGAUAUCAGUGUUCCCAAGGAGGAGAUGGAGUUUCAAUCCAAUCUGGGGCAAAUAAAAGAGAAUGAGGAAGCCAACUACUCCACUCCGCUGCUUGGAGGGCUGGGUCGUCUUCUCGGUGUACAGUCCCCCAAUUUUCCUCGCUCCACCCGGGUCUCUCUGCUGCGCCGCCGCCCUGGAGCUCCGCACAAACGCUUCCCACUGUUUCUGCACCCAGAGUCAGCCCGCCAGCCUUUGAACCAAGAGCGAGAUCCAGACUAUGCCUUCUCCACCAUUCCCUUGUAUGAGAGACCUGGUUUCUACAGCUGCCCGCAAACACCCAUCCAUUGCAUCCCCCCUGCAGUGCCUCGCCCUCGACCUGCCCGGCGACCUCAGAAUGAGUGGGACCGCAGCUGCACCUCCCUUGCUCAUCCAAUGGCCAACUCACAGAUGCUGCCUCCCGACACCCCGAACCACAUCCCUCCACCUCCAUCGUCGGCGUUCCCCUGGUUGAGUGAGGAUAGCGGGGUUCCAACUGCUCCUACCUUCUCCUUUCCCGACCCCCCACCUGAACUCUGCCCAAUAUCUAAACUCAGACCCGGGCAUGGCCUGCUGUCUCGCCGACCUCCACAUCCCCGCCUAACGCUGGACAUCCUCCCCUCAGGCGAAAGCCAACCUGGACCUCUGAGUGCUCGGGCAACAGGAAGCGGAGGAGAAAGGGUGUUCUCGUUCACUCCUCCGUCUCGCACAGCAGCAGCAAAUCCCAGUAAUCCCAACAGCAGCUCUAGCAGCAUUAAUGCAACAAGCACCAACGGCACUGGCACAACAGGAAGUCUCUGUAACAGUACAAGUCACAGUAAUUUUAGUAACCAUGGGAACUUUAGUGCCAACACGAGGGCAAGCAACGGGGGCACCAAUGGCGGGUUGAGCAAUAACAUGAACACAGUUUCCACUGCAGCAUCAUCGCAACAAGAAACCAAUCAGCAACACUCACCCAAUGAUUCAGGAAUCUCAUUGGCUGAAGGAGACCUACUCGGUGUUUUGGUGGACGGUGGGGUGAAAAAGGCGGCAGGAGGGAGGGAUCAGGACUAAGAAAAGAGGGUGUGACUGACUGUUUUCGUAUCACAUGUGGAAUUCAAAAUAUUUCAGCUAAACAUGUACCGAUCGGUGUUACAAUCUGAAAUGCAUUACAGUUAUUUGUAGCACUGUGCACAACUGUAAACACAAAGUUAAUCUCUACUUACAUGUAAACCCUUACAGAACACUUAACCUACUUGUGAUUCAGAAAGCACCAUAUGAGAUUUUACAGUCAACUAUGAAAGAAAAUUAGAAACACUUUCCAGUUUCCUCUGAUGUUCAGCGGCAAGGAGG